GUGGUUUCAACUGGUCUCAUUCGUGCACCCAUCUUCUUCUACCUCCAUUCGAGGGUUUGUACAUUCAACAUUACACUCUGAGAGAUGACUUCUGAUGUCUACCGUGCCCGCUCAACAACGCCAACUUUCUCAAACGAACGCGGCCAAGGAACUUUCGUAUCAUUAGGCUCCCUGCCCAGACGAAAGUUUCAAUCUCCCACUUUUUCACAGGGUCGCAAGUUGGCAGCAUUCCAUAUUCAUGGUGCUGACGACCCCGAUGAUCGCUUGUCUGAUUCCCCGGACGAGCAGACCACUAUUCAUGCCAUACCCCCAGUGAAAAAUUCACAGGGCGCUUUCAAAUCACCCCCGGCUGUUCCAUUUCCCUGCCGUUCCCCCUCUCCCCCUCCUUCAUCCCCUCGACCACAACCAUGUCGUGCAUCAUCAAUAAUUCUUCCUAAUGGGAAGCUACUCAAGUCAUCACUUAAAUCAUCAACUUCUACCCUCUCCAUCACAACUCCUCCACUUGAACCACAGCGCAUUAGUAAUCAUCUCCACUUACGUUCCCGAUCCGAACCAUCCACCCCUACUGCGCAUGCUCCCAAAAAUGUGCACUUCCCCGAUACUGACAUUGGCCUGGCCUCUAUUCGCAUUUUCAGCCGCUCAGCCCGUCCAGCAGCAGUCAGCACACCCGAUGAUGAAACGGAGACUGAAGGCGAGGAUCAGCCGUCAACUGGGUUCCCCUUCCCAAAAUUCUCCUCUACGAUACCGAAUUUCGAGAUGGACACCGCUAUCUCAUCGGUGGUGCCCACUACUAAUCACCCCCAUCAUGCGAAUAUCCUAAUCGAAUCACUCACUUUCUCGCAAGCUUCAUCAAAAGGCGUUAACCCUUAUUUAAGCGGUACCCUUUUGGUGCGCAACCUGGCAUAUGAGAAGCAUGUCGCUGUCAGGUUUACCCUCGACGAAUGGCAAACUGUCAGUGAAGUGAGAGCGCAACAUGUUGUUUCCGUUCCAUCACUUCCGCCCGUAUUUUUACUGUCUUCCUCGUCGAAAACAACUGUUGGCGACCUCGUUGCUCUAGGGCCAGACAAGCGCGGGUGGGAUCGUUUUUCUUUCCUUAUUCGCUUGGAGGACUAUGCACACAGCUUGGGGUCACGAGUGUUGUGGCUUGCUGCACGUUAUAGGGUGCAUUCGACAUAUCUUUCGUCGAAGGAAGUUUCUGGUCCUGGUGGUGAAUGGUGGGACAACAACAAUGGCGGAAACUACCGUGUUGCUUUCCGCCCAGCGCGAUCGACAUCUAGCAGGACUCGAAGAGAGACAACACCUGAACCUAUUAUACCUUCAAUGGUGACACUACCCGCGCCCCGUGAAUAUACUCCCAGCUCAUUUACUUUGCCAUUGAGUUCAAAUUCUCCCUCGACAUUCGGACACAAUAUGACAUUCUCGCCUUCCUCACCAACGAAAGAGGGGAAGGAGAAAGUUUCAUCACCGUCGAGGUCAGGGAAGCUCCGUCUCACUAACUAUGCUGCACCUCCUGUGGUCUCCCAUGUUUCUCCCACUUCCUCUUCGUCUCCAUUGCCUACGCAGCGCUCUGAUUCUCCACCCUCAUCUCCCUCGCCAGCCCAACUCCCAGCGCUCCAAGUCUCUAUCACGCAAUCGCGUGACUGCGAUUCCCCUUCACCUGCUUCUUCGACGCUCUCGACGCCCUCCGCUUCACCCAACAUAGCCCCGCGCGUGAUGAUUGGCGGGCAUCCAGCGAACUACGCAUGCCCUCAGCCGACGCAUAUUGAUGACUGGGAGUGGAUGGCGCCGACACAAGCUAUCAUGUCGAAGCGGCCAACCGCGCAGAGGAAUGUCACAGAUGGGCCAGCUGAUCUUGCCGUAUCAGGUGUGCCUGGAGAUUCGCUGUAUAAUGCGUUUGUGACGCGGUGGUGCUUUGCCCAAGGGUCGCCCACUGCGGGUUCAUAUCACGGGCCACUCACAGGCAAUGACGAGGGUAUUUUGGCGUGAGGGUGCAAUUUUGGAGAAAAGACUUGUACGAUCUUGACAACCUGGACCUCACCAUAACCGUUGCCCACCUUCGACGGUAGCACUCAUGCACUCAAGCUAUGUAAGCACAUACACGCUGCUGUAGCUGUUUGUGCACCCCAUCUCUUGCUUCGAUUCGAAAUGUUUCUGUCCCUUUGUAUUUAUUUCGGAUCUCUUCAUGAUCCGUACUCAGCUGUACUAACACCCCACCAUCUCAUGCUACUGACAUCAUAUCGUUCCUACUGCACACGUCUUGUGGACAAUAUUUUCCCCUUGUUUAGCACCGGAUUCUGCUUCCCUUUCAUAUACCUACCCACUCUAUUAAAAGCGCUCAGCGCACCGCAUUGACAUAUCACACUCUGACGUUCAUGUACUCUCUGUUGUAUAAUAAGCAUGCAUACUUAUCAUAGGGAUUUUGGAAUACUUACAUGGUGCUAUUGAAAAUCGUGGAGCACUUGUUCUUUAAAACUCCGCU
Messenger RNA from Suillus subalutaceus, 2479 nucleotides. RefSeq names its product putative phosphatase regulatory subunit-domain-containing protein. Gene Ontology annotation, cellular component: protein phosphatase type 1 complex. The transcript is spliced from 3 exons. The coding region runs from base 85 to 1986 and encodes 633 amino acids. Lineage: Eukaryota; Fungi; Basidiomycota; Agaricomycetes; Boletales; Suillaceae. The record is from RefSeq and is a predicted model, not a curated record. Gene Ontology annotation, biological process: regulation of glycogen biosynthetic process. Gene Ontology annotation, molecular function: protein phosphatase 1 binding; glycogen binding.